AUGGGCAAGGAUUAUCUUGGAAAGGAUCAGCGCCGCGUCACGGACGACAAGAAGGAGGAUGAAACCAUCACAGCCUUGGACGCCGGUGACAUUGCUGUCCUCAAGACCUACGGCACAGGCCCGUACACAAACGCCAUCAAGAAGACGGAGAAGGACAUUGACAACGUGAUGAAGCGCGUGAUUGAGCUCACGGGCAUCAAGGAGUCUGACACGGGUCUUGCCCACCCCGGCCUGUGGGAUUUGGCGGCAGACAAGCAGAUGAUGCAGGAGCAGCCGCCACUGCAGGUCGCCCGCUGCACAAAGAUCAUCCCUGGCGAGACAGAGGAACAGAACAAGUACAUGAUCAACAUCAAGCAGAUUGCCAAGUUUGUUGUUGGUCUGCACGACAAGGUUGCCCCGACAGACAUUGAGGAGGGCAUGCGCAUCGGUGUUGACCGCUCCCGGUACCAGAUUCACAUCCCGCUCCCGCCAAAGAUCGAUGCCAGCGUCACCAUGAUGCAGGUUGAGGACAAGCCCGACGUGACGUACGCCGAUGGCCGCACGCACAUCCUGAAGAUCCACACGAAGAGCAUGAGUGUGGAGCGCGGCAUCCGCUACGAGCUGCUUGCGCGUCUGUGUCCAAACAGCACCGGCGCUGAGCUGCGCAGCGUGUGCACGGAGGCCGGCAUGUUUGCCAUCCGCGCCCGCCGCAAGGUGGCCACGGAGAAGGACUUCCUGGACGCCAUCAACAAGGUGGUCAAGGGCUUUGCCAAGUUCAGCUCCACGGGCCGUUACAUGGCCUACAACUGAGGCGGCAGCGGCGAUGUUGAUGGCGGUGGUGGUGUCGAGGGGAGGUGGAUGUGAUUGUUUGUUGGGUGGGCGGUGUGUGGUUGCCCCGACCGCUUGCUGCUUGCUUGCACAGUGUUGUACGUGGUUGCAAUGGGUGUGGACGUGUGGUGGUUGUUCAUGUGUUACAUGCAUGUCCACUACCAGUGGUCCUCCAGGACAAAAUAAACGCUGCCCUGAUG
Messenger RNA from Salpingoeca rosetta, 1007 nucleotides. Its product is annotated as 26S protease regulatory subunit 7. Gene Ontology annotation, cellular component: proteasome regulatory particle, base subcomplex. The transcript has 6 exons. Gene Ontology annotation, molecular function: proteasome-activating activity. Gene Ontology annotation, biological process: proteasome-mediated ubiquitin-dependent protein catabolic process. Bases 1 to 789 code for a protein of 262 amino acids. Lineage: Eukaryota; Choanoflagellata; Craspedida; Salpingoecidae. The record is from RefSeq and is a predicted model, not a curated record.